Papaver somniferum (opium poppy) is the source of this 4181-nucleotide messenger RNA. RefSeq names its product nuclear pore complex protein NUP96-like. Gene Ontology annotation, cellular component: nuclear pore. Gene Ontology annotation, molecular function: structural constituent of nuclear pore. Lineage: Eukaryota; Viridiplantae; Streptophyta; Magnoliopsida; Ranunculales; Papaveraceae. The transcript is spliced from 5 exons. Gene Ontology annotation, biological process: nucleocytoplasmic transport. The record is from RefSeq and is a predicted model, not a curated record. Bases 405 to 3593 code for a protein of 1062 amino acids.
AUUCCGAGGUUUUUAGGGUUUUGUUUUUGUUUUGAUUGGUUUUUGUAAUUUUGCAUUUGCUGUAGUUUUUAAGAAAUGUUUCUUCUUAUCAAUGUUCGACUCAGUCAGUUGUCUAUUUUGACUAGGGUUUAGUGAUUCCAAGGUCAGUAUGAAUAUUAGCUACCUAUUGUGAUUUACGUGAUUCAGAUUUGGGUUUCAUUGAGGUUUCUAGGGGUUAGUUAGUAUUGUUAUGUCGUGUUGUUGAAUACAAUGUUCACUAGAAUGGUAAACUAAGUUAUGUUUAAGUACUCUCAUUUGCCACACUUGUUGUAUGCUAUGGAAAGAUGUAUCCAAUUCGAUUCGAACAGUUUUCUGAUGUUAUGGGUAUGAUAUGUGCUUUAAUUUGAUGUUUAAAUCUGUUUGUGAUGUUGAAACAUUAUGUAAGUCUGCUUUUGAUAUGGAUUUCGUAUGAGCUUCAUAAAAUGAAAAGCAAAGUUUCCCGUGCUUCCUGUGAAGGUGGAUUUGAAGUGGGGAGUGGUUUAAACAUUUCAUCUCAGUUCAAGAAAAGGAAGGUUUCUGCAAAAAUGGACUCUCGUUCGAGUGACAUGGAAGAGUUUUUACCUGUUUUGCGUUUGUCUGAUUAUUUUAUGGAACCUUCAGUAGAAGUUUUAGCUGAGAAGGAGGGUGCUGAUCCUGGGUAUUGUAGCCGAGUUCAAAAUUUCACGGUUGGAAGGUUUGGUUAUGGAUUUGUUAAGUUUCUUGGGGAAACUGAUGUUAGAUGGUUGAAUCUGGAUCAGAUUGUCAAGUUUGAUAGGCACAAUAUUGUGGUAUAUGAAGAUGAAAUGGAUAAGCCUGAAGUUGGAGAGGCUCUUAAUAAGCCUGCUGAAGUGGUUUUGUUUCUUCAGUUAAGAUCACACGCUUUAGAAGCGGAUAAUCUAGACAAUAUUGUCAAGAAAUUGAAGAGCAGUACUGAAAGGCAGGGAGCAUGUUUCGUUUCAUUUGACUCGACUAAGGUUGAAUGGAAAUUUAUUGUUCCUCACUUCAGCAGAUUUGGAUUAUCUGAUGACGAUAAAGAGGAUAUUAUCAUGGAUGAUACUAAUGCAGUUCAACAUGCUGGCCAAAUGGAUGAUGAUGAUGAGUUAACAGAAGACGAUGAGGAUCUGCCGAUUGGUCCCACUGGAAGUGUUUUGUCACAUUCUCUUCCUGCGCACCUAGGGCUUGAUCCAAUCAAAAUGCAAGAAAUGAAGAUGGUGAUGUUUCCUAUGGAGGAAGAGGAUGUGGAAGAUUUUGAUGAGCCAUUUUCGCACGAGAAGCAGUCUUUUGUUAAAGAGCAUGUACAACCCACAGUACAGUAUUCUAUGAGAAAGAUGAGUCAGAGGAUUAGUCCUCUCACUGUCCGGAGAACCCCACAGGCUUUGCUUGAGUACCGUAAAAAUGGUACUGAGUCAGUCCCUCCUGGAACCAUUCUCAUGACCUCCCAAAACAAAGGCAUGCCACUUAGGACAGCAAAAGUGGAUGGCUUCAAACUUGAUCUAAAAUAUGAAACUCCUAUAACAAAAAGCCAGUCCAGCAACGUUGUUGAUGCUGCAUUGUUUAUGGGAAGAUCAUUCAGGGUCGGAUGGGGUCCAAAUGGUGUCCUUCUUCACACAGGUAAUCCUGUAGGUAAAGCUGAUGCAGGUAAGGGAUUAUCUUCUGUAAUUCAUGUAGAAGAGGUUGCUGUUGACAAAGUGGUCAGGGAUGAAAGUAAUAAAGUGAAAAAGGAGCUUAUUGAUUUCUGUUUCACUUCUCCUUUGAAUCUUCACAAGUCGAUUGAUCAUGAAACAACCGAAGUUGAAGUGGGUUCUUCUAAAAUUAAGCUUCGGAAAAUUGUGUCGAAUAGAGUAGUGCUUCAAGAGAUUUGUCGGGGUCAUAUUGGUAUUGUCGAGAAGCAGCUUGAUGUUCCUGGAUUAUCUUCUUCUGCCCGUACUGUUCUAAUGCACCAAGUUACAAUCUGGGAAUUGAUAAAGGUUCUCUUUUCAGCCAGGGAAACAAGUGGAUGUUUGAAGCCCAUAGAUGUGGAUGAUGAAGAAGACAUGAUGCAUGACAAGGAUGGUUCUCUAGAUAUCGAUCUAGAAGCGCUCCCUUAUGUGCGGAGGGCAGAGUUCAGUUACUGGUUGCAAGAGAGUGUUUCUCACCGCGUGCAAGAUGAAAUUAGUUACUUGAAUGACUCAAAUUAUCUACAGCAAAUAUUGUUACACCUGACUGGCAAACAGCUGGGUGAAGCAAUGGAGUUGGCUGCUUCUAGAGGUGAUGUCAGACUGAGUUGCUUAUUGAGUCAGGCUGGUGGAUCAAUGGUGAAUCGGGGUGAUGUUGCUCAACAGCUUGACCACUGGAGAAUCAAUGGGCUGGACUUCAGUUUCAUUGAGAAGAAUAGGUUGCAAUUAUAUGAGUUACUUGCUGGUAAUAUUCAAGGUGCUUUGGAUAUUUCGAAACUUGACUGGAAAAGAUUUCUAGGGUCAUUGAUGUGGUAUCAACUACCACCAGAUACUUCACUGCCUAACAUUGUGGAUACAUAUGAACAACUUUUGUAUGAAGAUAGGGCACCAUAUCCAGUUCCUAUAUACAUUGAUGAGGGGACACUUGAAGACGCUGCAAGAUGGAAUGUGGGAGAUCGUUAUGACCUAGCUUAUUAUCUUAUGCUCCUGCAUGCUAAUAAAAAAAAGGAUUUUGGGCUUCUGAAGACUAUGUUCAGUGCUUUCUCUUCAACCUAUGAUGCUCUUGACUACCAUAUGAUCUGGCAUCAACGUGCCAUUUUGGAGGCUGUAGGAGCUUUCAGCUCAAAUGACCUCCAUGUUCUUGAUAUGAGUCUUGUCUCUCAGCUGCUCUGUCUAGGGCAGUAUCACUGGGCUAUCUAUGUUGUUCUUCACAUGCCUUACCAUGAAGAUUACCCAUAUCUUCAGGCUAAUGUUAUUAGCGAAAUCUUGUUCCGUUAUUGUGAAUUCUGGAGUGCGCAAGAAACGCAGAAAAAAUUCAUUGAAGAGUUGGGCAUUCCGAAAGCAUGGUGUCACGAGGCUUUGGCUGUAUAUUUCCACUAUCAUGGAGAUCUUUCAGAAGCACUUGAAAAUUAUCUAGAGUGUUCUAAUUGGCCAAAAGCUCACUCGAUUUUCAUGACUUCAGUUGCACAUUCACUUUUCUUGUCAGCGAAACACGAUGAGGUUUGGAGGCUUGCGAUAUCCAUGGAAGGUCACAAGUCAGAAAUUGCAGAUUGGGAUUUGGGUGCUGGAAUCUAUAUUUCGUUUUACUCACUUAAAAGUUCUCUACAAGAGGAUGCCAUGGGUGAAGUGGAUUCCAUGGAAACAAAAAAUAGAGACUGCAGAGACUUUUUUGGACGAUUAAAAGAGUCGAUGGCUAUUUGGGGAAACAAAUUAGCAGUUGAUGCCAGAGCAACAUAUUCAAAGAUGGCAGAAAAAAUCUGCAAUUUACUUCUAUCGAGCGGAGAAGAAUGCCCCAUACGUGAAGUUCAGUUGAAUUCCUUCGAUACCAUUGUUAAAGCUCCGCUUCCCGAAGAUCUUCGAUCGUGGCAUUUACAGGAGGCAGUUGCGCUUUUCACGGAUUAUCUUUCAGAGGCAUCAUAGGUCUCUGUUGCCGUUAGAUAUGUGAGUUAUAAAAGAACUGUGUAUUACAUUUAGUAUGUAUCAAGCUGGGAUGGAAUCCGCCAAAAAAAGAAGAAAAGAAAAGUUCCUCUGAAAUGCUCAUCCAGAAUUAUCACUAAGGGGCUUCUCUACUCUGCUCCGCCCCUCUCUGGUCCAUAACAUGUAUUUACUCUGAGCUGCGUCAUCAGCAAAAUAUGGGCACCAAGGAGCAAGUGGAGGUUUUGAGUGUUGUUUUAAACUAGAGUUUAUGAUGAACACUGUGGAAGGUAAACUGUUCCAACAAUUGAAGUUGAGGUGCAUUAGUGAGCUAGGUAAAUUUUAUGAUUAGCAUUCAUAUAUGCAUAAACUUUGUAAUAUUGGUUUGUAGCAAUUUUGUGAAAAGUCACCCGAGAAAUACAAAAGAAAUCCCUGGUGCAGAAGGGAAAUUUGGUGUUUAUAUUGUGACAGAACCUUCAAAUUUUGUCACCAGUAGGAAGACAACCUUGUGUACAUUUCCGUAGGAAGUGCAUGCAUAGUGAAGGAGUUUUGUAUUCCAGGAAAGCUUUAUGAAAAAUGGGAUUUUGAUUACCA